GAGGGGAGAGAAGGGAGCAACAAGGUGUGAGAGAUCAGUGUAACAACAAGUACUGUGGUGGGAGGGACUCGGGCCUCGCCUACAACACUCGCUAGUGCUUCUACGAACUUCAUCACUGAUGUAGCGUCAACACUGAUGUAGUCAUCGGUGAGCCCGUGGGUCAGUAGCAGCAGCUACAGGCUCAGUUCUCCGUCUGUUGGUUGCCAUACACGCUAAGUAGUACCUGUGCUCACAUUACCACCAAACUCAACUAAGCAAUAAAUGAACGAUAUCGUUUGAUGUAGCAAACAACAUAUAUGAGGAAGAUGGCGGCCAUAAUACUGCCUCUAAUUCUCACCAGCUUCAUGACCUCGUCACUAGUGUUGAGCCAGUCCCAGGAGCUGGAGGCUUUACCGACGAGGGAGAAUCAUACGGAGUACAUCCUGACGGCGGGGCAGCAGGGUGUGACAGCUUUACAUCCUCUCCCCGCUCCUGCUGUAGCAGACACCGAGAAAGACGGUCUGAGACCCAAGUGCAGGCCAGGGGGCAACCUCAUCUGCUACUCCUGUAAACUCGAUUUCCGUAAAAGGCAUUACGAGUGGGACCAUCCCUGCCUGGGACGCCACAACAACCACAGGGUCAGCGAUAACUACCUGGUUAACUGUGGUCCCAAUGACACAAUCUGUAGGGUGGAGAGAACAGAAGUGAACGGGAUACUAAUUAUGUUGAAGAGGGAGUGUACCAGCCUCUGUUACGACAGCUGCCGACCCAAGGGCUUCGGCAUCAACUACGAGCUGUGUGAGACCUGCUGUGAGAGUGACGCCUGUAAUUAUAACUAUCCAAUCAGCCAAGCUCCAGCUCCAGGUCCGUCGUCUUCCUGCGUGGCGGCCAUCAUGACGGGCUGGUGGGCCGUGGUAAACACGAUUAUCUGGACUUAGGGAUUUUAGUGUCCACGGCACCGACCAUAUUUUUUAAAAGGGGUUGAUAUUGUCUUAAUUCUCUAUUUUGGUGGAGAAGAGGUUAUAUUUACACACGGCUCAGAUGAAUGAUAUGUAGAAUAUCUGGGUGCUUUAUUACUGGAGCUUUGGUCGAUAUGGUAGGCUAUCAGGAAUGUUUUCACACACAUACACACAAAAGGAUGGAUAGAGGGGGGGGGACAUGAUAACGACAUAUAAAAUACUGAGAGGUAUUGACAAGGUACAUAGGGACAGAAUGUUGCAGAGAUGGGACACAGCAACAAGGGGUCACAAAUAGGAGUUGAAAACUCACAGGAGUCACAGGGAUGUUAGGAAGCAUUUCUUCAGUCAGAGUUGUCAGGAAGUGGAACAAUCUGGAGAGUGAUGUAGUGGAGGCAGGAUCCAUACAUAGCUUUAAGAAGAGGUAUGAUGAAGCUCAUAGAGCAGGGAGAGAAUGGGCCUAGUAGCGACCAGCGACGAGACGGGGCCAGGAGCUGUGAAUCGACCCCUGCAACCACAAAAAGGUGAGUACACACAUACACAGCAUAAUUACACCGGUUCAAAUAUCGCGUAUCGCUUAAAAAUCCAAAUUGUUAAUGUUAAAAGUGCCAAGGCCCCUGCAGCUACCUUGUUAAUUAUAUGAACCAGGGCUUAAAUGGGAAGACACAGGAGGGGAGGAAAAUAUUGAAAAUAACCUCGACACUCACAAGUUACACAGAGGGGCAGGGGUACCCAGUAGGUGAGUGUGUAGGGGAAGUGAAUGUACUUAUACUCUGAGAGGGACAGGAGUACCCAGUAGGUGAGUGUGUAGGGGAAGUGAAUGUACUUAUACUCUGAGAGGGACAGGGGUACCCAGUAGGUGAGUGUGUAGGGGAAGUGAAUGUACUUAUACUCUGAGAGGGACAGGGGUACCCAAUAGGUGAGUCUAUUCAUAUACCCACAAAGGGGCACGAGCACCCAGUGGGUGGCUGUGAGAGAGGUGGGUACAGUCACAUGUACUGUAUACAGAAAAUCGCUUCAAGAUUCUAGUAUCAAGUGAAGGAUGAACUAGAACAUCCUGCUGAAGCGUGUGUAACUUGCUGUCAACCAUAGAAAGUAUUGGUAGACGGUUGUCGUUGUCCUUAAAUUUGACAUUAAUUCCUAUUUUAGGAAUUAAAUUAUUUUUGAUUAGUGGUGUAUAUGUGAAAUAUAACCUUAAUACCACUCGGGCAGCCGACAGCCAUUGUCAUUCUAAUUCUAUAAAUCUUUCAGGGGCUAAAAAUACUCACGGAACGGGUGGAGUUUGAACUUAUGGAGAAUGUUAAAACGGACAGGGUAACGUACAAGGUAUACAAGCCUAGCAGACAUCAGUGACGUACUAGUAUAUAGAAAGCCCCUUUAUGGAAGUUUUUACAUAAUUUCCUAAAUGUAGAACAUAUAAAUGAAUAAUACAAUAAUUGUGUAAUAAAAUAUGAUGCUGUUUGAACCCUUCGAGAAAUUUCGAGUGGGGGGGGGGGGUAGAACAGCCAGUAGGGACGCCAUGUUUGAUGUAGUGUGAACACUGGUCGGAAUUUUGCACCAGGAAUUCGGCAUUUUCCGAGGCCUAAUGGGGGUGUAUCGGUCCUCAAUUCGUAAUUUAGAAAUUGCUGAUACGUUCCUGCUGAAGAAUUGGGAGGAAAUUUGCGGGAACGCAAGAAUUACGUCACUCCAGGGAGUGCACCUAGCUGGCCAGGGAUCCUGAUGUUAAAUAGGUGCUGUGGUGUGAUCUAUUAACAUUGUCUUCCAGCAAUUCAAAGGUGAGUAGUAAUACAAAGUUCUUUUCUAAUAACACCAUUGGAUUAUAUGUAUCGUAUUAAUAUUUUGUGGAACCAGCAAACAAGCCUAAUACUAUCCAGUCCACCUGUUUACCUGGAGAGGGGUUUUUGGGGGUCAACGCCCCCGCGGCUCGGUCUGAGACCAGGCCUCGUGGUGGAUCAGGGUCUGUUCAACCAGGUUGUUUCUGCUGGCCGCACGCAGGCUGACGUACGAACCACAGCCCGGUUGGUCAGGUACUGACUUGGGGUGCCUGUCCAGUGCCUUCUUGAAGACACCUAAUUGUAAUUUUACCAGAGUAGCUGGUUUUAUUAUGAUUAUUAACUUAAUGUUAGGUCUAGCUUUUUGUGAAAGUAGUGAGGAAGUGGGCAAUUGGAGGGGUUGCAGUUCGGUGACCUACUGUGACUUAAGUCUCACUUACCUCACCCAAGUUACUUGCAGGUAAUAAUUCAGGUAAUGCUCUGUAAGCCUCCUGCAGGUGAUUUGCUCAAAUAAUAAAUUUUCACACCCCUUGUUAUGCAGAGCUUUUCGGGCAAAUUAGGUCAAUUUUGUCCCAGGAUGCGACCCACACCAGUCCACUAACACCCAGGUACCUAUUUUACUGAUAGGUGAAGAUUAUUAUUAUUAUUAUUAUUAUUAUUAUUAUUAUAAUCAAGAGGGAAGCGCUAAACCCGUAAGAUUAACAGCGCCUGGGGGGAUGUGGAAGGCAUUCAGGCUUAAUUCGGGGAACUGGAGCACAGGUUCAAUUCCCUAAAUCAAGAGCCCCUCACCAACAUCAGGAAACCUUCCCUGAGGGGUGAUAGGUGAAGAGGGACCGCAGGUAUCUUAAGGAAACACGUCCUAAUGUUUCCACCCGUACCGGGGAUCGACCCCAGGACCUCAGUGUGAGAGCUGAGUGCUCUAGCAAUCAAGCUACGGGACACCCAUGUUUCAAACCCCACCCGUUCCGUGAUUUGUUUGUCAUCGCGUUAUUACUGUUUCAGGAGUUCUUGAGGCUCCUGGAUUUCCUUAAGGUACUGCUACCAUCCAUUUCUGUCGUCUCGAGAGAAGUUAAAGUUUAACAUCUUUGUUAUUCACUCCAUACCCAUGGAUGUCUCUUCCCCAUUCCUUAAAAUAUCUACACUUGGGCUGUAACAAAUCUGUUCCCAAGGUUACUAUGUUACAUAUGUUGUCAGAACUGCAGGUGUUCAGCACACAACACUGAGUGUUCGUAUCACAUGCAACAGCACAAGUUCAUACCACCAAGCUUAGUGUGUCAUAUACUGGUGUUGUCAGUCAUACAUUCCCCGGGUGUUUGUACCACCAUGCACUCCAAAUCCUUGCCACUAUUUUGUGUCAUAAGUAUUCCCAGUCAAACAUCCCCCAGAAAUGUUUUGGUAUGCUGUCUUGAUGUGUCUUGACGUGCCUUCAUGUCUUGACGUGCCUUCAUGUGUCUUGACGUACCUUCAUGUCUUCACGUGCCUUGUUGUGUCCUAUCGCGCCACUCAGCAGUUGUAAAUAAAGUCAGUUAUCGUUUUUACUAAUAGCAAUUUUCUCGCAGACAAACGCUAGUGGUGGCACAUAAAUGACAUUGGAUCAUACUUUUUCAGCGCGAGAAGUUAUAUCAUAGUUUACCCUUCGGUCAUCUCCUUGGUUUUCUUUGAAUGAAAUACAAUGGCAAAUCAUCUUUGCAUUACCUGGAGUUCAUUACCUUUCAAAUUCAAAGUUUAUUCUCUAUAAGAUUACAAUGCUGAGUUUACAGAAUUUGGUUAUUGUGUGGUUUACAUGUAGUAAAAUAAUAAUUACAGAGUGUACCACUAGAACACCUAGCAUGGCUAGGCAUUUCGGGCAGACUUAGAUUAAUUCUUAAAUUUAAAAUAUUACAAAUUAUGAGGUAAGUUGGUAUUAUGGCUAAGUGACUAAAUACUAGUUUGUGAGUUUAGCAAUGUGAAUGCUUUUGUUUUGGCACAGUACAUAGUUUCAGUAUUGGAGUAUCACAGGCCAACUUAUGACUAGUUAGGAUUCAUUAUUUUAAGAUUGAGAUUGAUAUUUGUUUAUGGUCAAAUGGGUGAGUGAGUAUAAGUGUGAACCACCAGGUGGUAUUCGUGUAGUUAGUUGACGGGGUGUAUCAGGGAGAUAAGAUGUAACUUGUUCAGCUAUCAAAACUUUGGGGCCCAGUCCCUGGUCACAUUAUGUACCGCUGUAAUCCUUUGACUACCGCCCACAGGAUAGGUAUGAGAUGCAUAAUGAAGAUAUUAAGCUUAUAGCUAGAACUGAAGCUCAGAUAUCGAAUACCAUAGAAAUGUAUUCUGUUAUAUAUAGCAUUUUACGUGAGGUGCAUUUGGCAGAUUCUAGGAGAAGAUUCUAAGAUGAUUUUGACCAAAAACGUAUUAAGUUCAAGUACCCCAAUGGAAAUAAGUCACUGACUUUUUUUGCUUUAUUCUAGGUUCCUCCACAUAUGCUGCUAUGUAUAUUAUAUGUAACUGUGUAUACCUGAAUAAGCUUAAGUUUGAGACUAAUGGCUUGUUACUGGAACCUUGUUCUGGCAGUCAAGAGUUUCAUCAAAGUUCCUAUCUGAUUUGUAACUUUCUUGUCACGAAUAGUAAGCAUCGUGUCCCCAUGUUAUUUCCCUGAAAUGUUCAAGUUUCUUCUGGAAUGGCCUAGUUAUUGCCUCGAUAUGUUCUGUUAUUCCCUUGAGAUGUUCUCGUUUUUUCCUGUAAAUGUUCUGGUGUUCAAUCAAUAAAUCAGUCUACAUAUAUAAACUGCAGAUCAUAUUUCGAUUAUAAUUACCAGUGUGUGUCACCUGAACUUAAACUGUCGUCAGUG
This is a messenger RNA of Cherax quadricarinatus, 5531 nucleotides long. RefSeq lists its product as uncharacterized. The record is from RefSeq and is a predicted model, not a curated record. NCBI's taxonomy places the organism in Eukaryota, Metazoa, Arthropoda, Malacostraca, Decapoda, Parastacidae.